This is a messenger RNA of Bombus impatiens (common eastern bumble bee), 4204 nucleotides long. It is a transcript of the gene TTLL5, whose product is annotated as tubulin polyglutamylase TTLL5. Gene Ontology annotation, molecular function: tubulin binding; tubulin-glutamic acid ligase activity. Gene Ontology annotation, cellular component: cilium. NCBI's taxonomy places the organism in Eukaryota, Metazoa, Arthropoda, Insecta, Hymenoptera, Apidae. The transcript has 11 exons. Gene Ontology annotation, biological process: microtubule cytoskeleton organization; protein polyglutamylation. The record is from RefSeq and is a predicted model, not a curated record. Bases 49 to 2094 code for a protein of 681 amino acids.
AAAGGUGCAGAUUAAAGUGUUCGUUGGUAUACGUUUUUCCAGGUUCCCAUGAACGAGAUGGAUUUUAACAUUCUGUGGAUGGGGAAUCAUCCGAAGCCGGACAUUUUACGGAACUUAAUGCCCCACCAGAAAGUGAACCAUUUCCCAAGGUCGUACGAGAUAACCCGCAAGGAUCGACUGUACAAGAACAUAGAGGCGAUGCAACGCAGCAAGGGUCUACGGAAUCUGGACUUUAUACCGCAAACGUUUCUGCUGCCUAGCGAAUCGAGGGAAUUACUUACGGCGCAUUUCAGGUACCGCGGGCCCUGGAUUGUCAAACCAAAAGCCAGUUCCCGCGGACGUGGCAUUUAUAUAGUUAACAGUCCUGAAAAGAUUCUUACGGACGAAUCUGUGAUCGUUGCACAGUACAUAAAUAAUCCGCUUCUAGUCGACGGGCACAAAUGUGACUUACGGCUGUACGUAGCCGUGACGAAUUACGAUCCACUGUUGAUCUACCUGUACGAGGAGGGCUUAGUGAGAUUCGCCACGGUGAAGUACGACGGUGGCAACCAGUAUAUCUGGAACCCCUGCAUGCAUUUGUGCAACUAUAGCAUCAACAAAUUCCACGUGGAUUACGUAAAAAGCGAAGAUCCAGAUGCGGAGGACGUAGGCCAUAAGUGGACUUUGUCGGCGUUACUCAGACAUCUACGUUCAAUGGGACAAGACACGGAAUUGCUGAUGCAACGCAUAGAGGAUAUUAUCAUAAAAUCGAUUCUUGCGACUGCCUCUGGAAUCGUCAGCGGAGUCAAGCAAUUUGUCAAGCAUCCGGAAGCUUGUUUCGAACUAUUUGGAUUUGAUAUUUUAAUCGAUGACACGUUGAAACCAUGGUUACUGGAAGUGAAUUUGACGCCAUCAUUGGGAUGCGAUUCCCCGCUCGAUGUUAGAUUGAAAUCGGCUUUAAUAGCCGAUUUACUUACUCUGGUUGGUAUACCUGCGAUCGAUCCGAUGUUACGACCGCAAAGCACGCACCUGAACCGAUCCACAGUAACUUCUACUAAAAGAAUAGUUAACUGUAGGAGAGUACAUUCAGCCGAAACAUUAUCACAAAGAAAAAAGAACGGUAGUAAAAGUAAUAUCAAUAAAUCAGGAUUAACACCCGAACAGCAACGAAUAGUAGCAUCGGCGAAAGCUCAAUUCGAUCGACGAGGAGGAUUCGUUCGUAUAUUUCCUAGUCCAAAAUCGUGGGAAAUGUACUCACAAUAUUUAGAUCCAACCACGGGCAUACCAAUAGCUUCGGAUCCUUUAGGUCCAGGCAGACCUCCGCAUCAACUUAAUACGAAUCAUAAUUUAAUGUUACACGAGCAAUUAUUUCCCGCGGCUAGUCGUACUACUGACUUUAUCAUUCCCGAGGUUACAUUGGACAGAUUGUCUAGAUACGAAAGAUAUGAGAGAGCUUUGGUAAAAGGGCACAAACAAAGCUUAGAUCGUGGUAGUAGUAAAGAGAAUAUCGAUAUAGAUAAACAUAAGUAUAAGAGCCAAGUGGUGCAAUCUAUGCACGAAGGAAAUAGACUUAGUCCUGGAGAAGCUAGAAAGGCCUUCGGUUUAUACUUAGGACAUAUAUUACGUAAAAUAUCACAGCCUAAUGCGGAUCCAACAUGUUGCGAUCUUGUGAUGAAAUUUCUUCAACAGUCGGCUAGUAAUUUAAGGACCCCAUUCUUUUUUACGUUACCAAGUAGUAAAUUGAGUGAUAAAGAUCGUGCUGCUGUCACGGCUAAACAACUCUCAGACUUUUUACAUUUAUACAAUCGAGAGACAGAUCUUUACGCGGAUACAGUUGACCGUCCACGUACUGUUCCGAAUCGACUUUUCCAAAAGUUUUUAGUCGCGGCAAGCGAACAAGAUCUCGAUGAUAUAUUAAUUCUACAAACGAGGCUAUACAAAUGCGCUCACAGUUUUUUGGGAAGAAGCGGUUUUGCAGGAAGUCUACCUGGUCCUAAUUUAUUGGGUUGUUUGCCCCACAUUACGUCUCGCGUAUAUUCUAACGCUGCAACCAGCGAACAAUGCAAAUGUAAUCAGUCAUCAAUUACUAGGCCUAUAAAAGCUGCGCGUACCUAGCUGUACAAUGUGUGAAUAUUUGUUAUAGAUACGUCUGUUCGUUAAAAGUACUAUGUACGGCUGCUCUAGGACUUCCCAGUACAAGUGGACAAUCAUCCACGUAUAUAUAAUCUUAACGUUUCCCAUAUAAAUAUAGCACAGAAAAUCAUCAUAAAACUAAUAUUUUGGGUACGCUUGAAAAGUGCUUUAAUAUUCGCUUACCAAUUAUAAAGUAGAAAAAUGAAAAAGUCCGUUAUACGAUAGUUCCAGCGAAUAAUAUCCCGAACCUCCUUGAAGAAGUUUUCUUGGUCUCUUUAAUCGAGUUCAUAUUCUUACAUAACAAUUUUAUCUUAAAACUAGUCUUUAGCAUCAAAGAUUCGAAGUUAGAUAGGGAAUGAUCUUAAAAUAAAGGAAACGCUCACGGAUUUAGGUUUUGCGAGUUUUAUCGUGUAAAACAUGUGGCCAAUUAAAAUUGAAUCGUUUUAAGAUACAACAGGAACUUUAAAGAAUAAAUAAUUCAAUUAAUAAAUUUUAAGGACGUUCACGUUAUCGGCCUACGUAACAGGCAAUUAAUGUUCACUUCUUAAAAUAAAAUAUCAAAUUUAUUGAUCGUGAAGAAACUUUUACAACUUUUACAAAAAUAUUUAGUUUGACAUACUUAUUUUACCAUUAUGUAUUAAUCAUUCGAAUAUAUAAUUUUAUACAGAUCGAUUUAACACUUAAUUUCAUUUAAUUAAAAUAUAUAUCUUUUACCACAAAUUUAGACGGUACCUUAAUAAUUAACUAUCAUUCUUAACAAUUUUAUCAAAGAUGUUCCUAUCUAAAUUAUAUUUUUGUUCAAUUAAAAUAAACAUAUUCAUUUAUAUCAGCUUAUAUUAGAUGCCUCUUUAAGUCUAGCCAAGUUGAAGGCAGACGCAUAAAGAAUUAGCAUGUGUUUUUCAUUGUAAUCUUAUUCAGCAUUUUGUUCGACAGUCUAAAUUCGUCCAUAAAAGAUCUAGAGAUAGACGUAAAAUAUAGUAGUUAAAAAAAUUACAUACAAACAUUCAACGAAUUGAAUUUUUGCGAGUAUAUAGCUUAGGAAAGAAAAUCGGUUUAAGAAUUUUUUCGAGAUCAAUUUUUCAAAGUGCAAUAAGAAUAAAUGAUUAAUAAAUUAAAACUAGGCUCGUUAUAAGAUACAGAACAUAUUUGUAUAGAAAUAGUACAUAUACAGUAUACAUGUAUAUGUACAGUAUACACCUAAUUGUACAAUGGUUUUUAGUCGUGACUCGGUAAUAUGCCUGAUAAUAUUAAGUUACAUGCAUUCAGUUUGAAAGAGACAUGUACCACAGCUUUCAUGAUUGUGGUUACUAAAUGGAAAAUGGGAAAUGUUUGACGACACGAUUGGCAGGUACCAAUCCAUUAGAUUAAAAUCGUAUAGGUCUUAUCCAUCCAUAUAAUGCCGUCAGUAUUUAAACAAGGAUUUACAGCUUAUUCUUCCAAGAAAUGUAAUGUCAUUUGCAUUUUACAAGCUUUAUACCAUUGCACGCGAAAAAAGAAACGGAACAAAAUUGUAUUUUUCCAAUUGCGUUAUUAAAUCGAAAUAGGAAAUCCUGGUACACAUAUAUUCAACUCAUUUGCUGUGAUAUAAUCGCAUAUGACGGCAUAAGUAUCGGUUGAGCGCAGUAUCUUUAACUCAAUGGCAUUCAAUGUUAUGUAUAACAUGUUAUCGCAGUGGGUUGAUCUCACAUAGGACGAAAGUCUUAAUGUUAUCCCUUACUAAGCACAAAGAAAGCUAUUGUUCAUUGUAGCAGCGAAGAAUAUUGUUAUUGCAUAAUUGUAUUCGUAGCCUGACACGUUAUAAUCAGUUAAAAGAUACGUUAUCAGUUUAUAUUUUGAAGUUUAACGCAUCCACCUAAACAUACAACGAGUAGGCUUAAAAAAUGUGGUUCUAAAUGCGUGUUGGCCAUGUUCAUUUCGUUUUGUCCCGUUGAAUUUCACACUUUUCGUAUUAACUUUCAUUUAUAGUGAACGUAUGUGUUAUUUGCAUAAGUUUAGUAGAAAUAUUUCGUAUAGAUAUCUAUUGUUAAUUCGAACAAUUAAUAUAUGUAUUUAUAUCAACUGAAGAGACAUUAUUUUUUAAUUCAUACAAUAU